AUGCUGAUUUUAGACGCAGGUUCCACUUCCAUUCUGUCAAAGAUUCCGGUUGAAAAACUAGAGUCGUCAAGACUUUGGACUUCAGAAGCCCUUGUGCAAUUUCCAAACGAAGUAUUGCAACACCAUAAGGAUUACCUUAAAGUAUGUGAUAUUAUAAGCACAUUUACCUACCAACUUGACGAAUCAAUUUAUGACGAGCAAGUCGAAAAGGUCCCUCUACUGGAAACUUACUCGCGUAGUAUGGUCCUUGCCCUACAAGCCAGAGAAGAGGCCCAGCUUCCUAAAAAGUAUGUCGCUCUUACUUUGGGUAGCCAUGCUGCAACCAUACCAGGAGCCAUGGAGUACCGCAUGGUUUACGAUAAGCCUGGUGACUUUGAUAUGCUUUACAACUUUCAUAAAAAGCGCGUUCAACAGUUUCAGUCUUCCAAUCCAGAAGCUUUCAAGCAGAUCGACUUUAUGGCAUUCGAAAGUCUUCCACACCUCACUGAGGCUCUUGCCUUGCACAAGCUUUUGACUGACUUCAAGGGUUGGAACAAGCGAUGCUGGAUUACUAGCACUUGCCCUGAUUUAAAAAGUCUUGACCGUGUGAAGCAAAUUCUCACAGCACUUUUGGACACUAAUUCUCAAUAUAUUUGGGGUGUCGGCGUGAAUUGCUGCCACAUUAGCUUACUUCCGACCAUAACAAGCUCCCUCUCGGAACUAUUCAUAAAUCAUCCUGACAAAACUGUCAUGCUGUAUCCUGACGGCCGUGGUUAUCCUAAUCCCUAUACGACUUCUCUUACCUCCGAAGUAAAGCCUGCUCCCUCUCCUCAGGAAUGGGCGGACUCCUCUUUUGAAUACUCUAACUUGAAUGACGGCAAUGUUGUUAUUGGUGGUUGCUGUGAAACAGAUAUCCGCCAUGUUGGUAAUUUAAGAACUAGAUGUCAUUGA
This is a messenger RNA of Schizosaccharomyces osmophilus, 930 nucleotides long. Its product is annotated as homocysteine methyltransferase. The transcript has a single exon. Gene Ontology annotation, molecular function: S-adenosylmethionine-homocysteine S-methyltransferase activity. The record is from RefSeq and is a predicted model, not a curated record. NCBI's taxonomy places the organism in Eukaryota, Fungi, Ascomycota, Schizosaccharomycetes, Schizosaccharomycetales, Schizosaccharomycetaceae. Gene Ontology annotation, biological process: S-methylmethionine cycle. The coding region runs from base 1 to 930 and encodes 309 amino acids.